Exophiala viscosa is the source of this 828-nucleotide messenger RNA. Its product is annotated as alpha 1,3-glucosidase. The transcript has 4 exons. The record is from RefSeq and is a predicted model, not a curated record. Lineage: Eukaryota; Fungi; Ascomycota; Eurotiomycetes; Chaetothyriales; Herpotrichiellaceae. Gene Ontology annotation, cellular component: trans-Golgi network; endosome. The coding region runs from base 1 to 828 and encodes 275 amino acids. Gene Ontology annotation, biological process: retrograde transport, endosome to Golgi; phospholipid translocation.
AUGUUGGGAGUUCUUUCAGUUGUUGUGGACUAUUUUGCGCCUGUCUUUCUGAUCUUGUCACCCAUCACGUCCUAUGCCGACCAAAUAUUCUCGAUCCAUCGGAAUAAGACGAGCGAUGGGUUCUCUCUCGACAUACCCCUGAUCAUGCUGGUGGCAUCUAUCCUUAAAUCAAUAAGGACUAAGACGCGACGCAGAGUGUUCUACUGGUUCGGAGCUUAUUACGACAAAGCUCUGUUAAUACAAGCCUCGUUGAUGAUUUUGGUGCAACUUGUACUCCUCAAGGUAGCCUUGGACAACCGCGCUCCUACAGGCGCAAGAGAUGGACUGCAACACACCCCUUUUCAUGGAUACACCGCAGGGAACGGGUUGAAGGACCUGAUGUCGGGUCGACGCCCUUACAACUUUUGGCAGUGGGGCAGUUCGAAGCCAUACUUUGAAUUCUUGUCAUACCUGGCAGGAGGACUAUGCAUCGUCCACGUCUUUCUCCCUUUCCUGUCGAGAACUCCUGCGUACAUUGCCUUGCUUGGAUAUGUUGGGCUUGCAGUGGAGGCUAUAUUACCUAUCCCACAAAUUGUGAAAAAUCACCAAGCACGAUCUUGCAAAGGGUUUCGACUUUCUGUGAUCAUCAAUUGGUUGGCAGGCGAUGCGAUGAAGAUGAGCUAUUUCUUCCUGAGCAAGGAGUUUAUACCUUGGCCAUUCCGACUUUGCGGAAUCUUCCAAGCCUUUUGCGACUCCUACCUUGGGUUGCAGUUCUACAUGUACGGGCGAGGGCCUGCUGGUGCGGACAUUCCUAUGAGCACAACAGCGAAAUCCGGGAUCUUCAGAUGA